AAUUUAUUUGCAAUGAAAAGAGCGACGAAGUCACCGCGAUAGGGUCUGCCCACUCAGUCUCCAUCGAAACGCUGUCCGAGCCACAUCAAAACUCGAUCCCCCCAGCAAGCGGUCUAUUUGCUUCGAGCAAUAAACAUUGAAUCCAUCACAUUAAUUUACAUUUCCACUCAAACAUCUCGAGAGUUAUUCGAUAAUUAUUCUCCAACGAGUGUUUACAGCGUUGAUACGGUCAUAAAUUAAAUAAAAUUGCAUAGAAAAAUCUGUUCAACUGGUUCAUUAAAAUCCUCAAGACAAGCAUCUAAGUAAAGUCAAGAAAACAUAAACUUAAAGAAUCGAAAAACAAAAUAAUAAAGUAUUUAGACGUUUGCCUAAUUGAACCGUCGAUUUGGUGAAAUUAAUCGGAAUAAAUCAGGAAGAUGCCGAGCAGCAAGACAAGGGUUGCUAUCGUUGGUGGUGGAGUUGCUGGUCUCGUCGUAGCUCGACACAUCUCCUCGAGGCCACAAGAGUUCGAUCUCACACUAUUCGAGCAAACUGAUGGGGUUGGUGGUACCUGGGUCUACACCGACGCCACCGAGCUAGAUAAAAAUGGCCUGGAGGUGCACAGCAGUAUGUACAAAAAUUUGAGGACGAAUUUACCGAAAGAAAUCAUGCAGAUACCGGAUUUCCCAUUCCAAGAGAAGAAUGGGCCUUCGUUUGUCCAUCACAGUGUUAUCCGGCAGUAUUUAGAGGACUAUACGCAACAUUUCAAUCUUUAUCCUUAUAUUAAGUUCAACAAUCUGGUGACACGCGUUGAGCCAUCAACAUCAUUGAGUGAUCAGACAAUCUAUACGAUCACUCACGAGGACCUUAUCAGCAAAGUUCAGUACACCAAGACCUUUGACGUUGUUGUAUUAUGCAAUGGGCAUUACACUGUCGGCGCUAUACCGAGGAUUAAGGGGAGUGAUACAUUUUCUGGGGACUGUAUUCACAGCCAUCAGUACAGAAUUCCGGAUAAAUAUGCCGGGAAGAAGGUCUGCAUCCUUGGGGCCUCCUGGUCAGGAAUCGAUAUUGCAAUCGAGGUCUCGAAGCACGCCACCAAGGUUUACUUGAGCCACAACCUGGACACUUUGGACGCAGUAAUGCCGGCCAAUGUUGAGCUGAGGCCUGGAAUUGCCUCAAUCCACGGCAAUACCUUCAUCUUCAAGGAUGGAACGAGCGCACAUGUUGAUGACUUCAUCUACUGCACAGGAUAUAAAUUCACGUAUCCAUUCCUGUCCGACAAAAUCGAACUUCUGACGGAGGAAAAUCACGUGGAGCCCAUCUACAAGAAUCUCAUUCACACGGACAUGCCAAAUUUAUUUUUCAUGGGACUUCCCGGAAUCGUUAUUCCCUUCCCCAUGUUUCACAUUCAGGCCCAGUACAUCCUGAGAAUCUUGGAGGGACAUCUCAAGCUCCCCUCACCAGAAGAAAUGCGGAUGGACUUUAUGCGGGAGAAACAGAUGCUCUUGGAUCAAGGAAUUCCAGCUCGACAUAUCAUCAAAAUGAAAGAUCGACAAUGGGCAUACUACGACGAGAUAGCAACAGCAGCAAACGUUCCAUCAUUUCCACCAGUGAUUAAAAAAAUUUACGACCACGCAAAUGAAAUGCGAGAGCUGAACUUCACGACGUACAAGAACUAUCAGUACAGAAUACUUGAUAAAGAGAAUUUCAGUUUCCAUUAUUGUAAAAUUUGUUAGGGUCUAACCCCCGAUGACAGUCCAAUAAUUACUCCAAUAACCGAUAAUGUAAUUUUUGAUUAAUAAAUUAAUUGAAUGAGGCAAUGAAAUUAAA
Diachasmimorpha longicaudata is the source of this 1809-nucleotide messenger RNA. RefSeq lists its product as uncharacterized. Gene Ontology annotation, molecular function: NADP binding; flavin adenine dinucleotide binding; N,N-dimethylaniline monooxygenase activity. The coding region runs from base 417 to 1715 and encodes 432 amino acids. The transcript has 6 exons. Lineage: Eukaryota; Metazoa; Arthropoda; Insecta; Hymenoptera; Braconidae. The record is from RefSeq and is a predicted model, not a curated record.